Molecule: messenger RNA, 7697 nt
Organism: Lucilia sericata (common green bottle fly)
Lineage: Eukaryota; Metazoa; Arthropoda; Insecta; Diptera; Calliphoridae
Product: myotubularin-related protein 4
Exons: 16
Coding region: 351-4787 (1478 amino acids)
Biological process (GO): regulation of autophagy; dephosphorylation
Molecular function (GO): metal ion binding; protein phosphatase binding; phosphatidylinositol-3,5-bisphosphate 3-phosphatase activity
Source: RefSeq, a predicted model, not a curated record
AAAAACAAAAUAAAAUUUGUUAAAAGAAAUGUAUGCGGUCACCCUGAUAACAAACAAACAGAAAGAAAGAAUAAUAAUUAAAAAAAAAAUAACUGAAAAAAAAGAAAGAAAAAGCAACUGCCGUUAAGGUCGUAUACUGUGGGUAAAAAAGAUUGCCAGAGAAAAGAACAGACAAAAAGAUAAAAUUAAAAAUAUACACACAAACACACAUACAUUUACAAUCGUAAUAACGAGUAUAUGUAUAUGAUGAAAAAAAGUCAUAAAUAAAAUCGAGAUAAAUUAACAAUUUCAUUGAUUUGUCAUUAAAGAUUUUAAGAAAAAACAAGACAUCAAUAUUAAUUGUUGGCUAAAUGGAGGCAUCUGAUGGAUCGCCGCCACCAUCAUUGUGUAUGAUACGAGCUGCGGAACUAUUUCCUAAACCACAAAUGGAGAAAGAAGAUUUACAACUAAAAGUCCCAUUUCAGGAACUUGCUGGCGAGUCUGUCAAGUAUUUGGGGCGUACCGAUGAUGGCGUAUUGGCCUUAUCAAAUUAUCGCAUAUUUUUACAAAAAUCAUCUACAAAUGUUGAAACGUCCAUACCACUGGGCCUAAUUGAAUCGGCUCAAUGCAGAGAUUUGUUUCAUUUAAUAAUUUGCUGUAAAGACGCCAGCACUGUUAAGUGUUCAUUUGAAACAGCCGAACAGUGUACAGAAUGGCAAAGGCGCAUACAAUUAUCAGUGGGUGUUCCCGAAACACUGGAAUCUAUAUUUGCCUUUCCCUUCUGCUCGUGGGCAUGUGAUAGUUUAAACAAUGGUCAAACGGGACAAGGGAGUCAAACAAAUGGUGUUGCCGCUACGGCAGAGAAUGGACAAAAUCCAACGUCUUACUCGGUAACAGAUUAUGGAGAGAGAUUACAGAAAAUGUCUUCACGUUAUGAAGAUGAUUUUAUGCGUGAAGUAGAACGUUUGGGUUUCGAUCUAAAUGGUUCGUGGCGUAUAUCACAAGCCAAUGAAGACUUUAAAUUAUGUCCCUCAUAUCCUCCGAAGCUUUUAGUACCCUGUUGCAUUUCCGAUGAGACCUUACAGAAUGUAGCAAAUUUUCGAGGUUCUCGACGUUUGCCGGCUGUUGUUUGGCGUCAUCGAAAAUCUGGCGCUGUUAUAGCCAGAUGCAGUCAACCCGAAGUUGGCUGGCUGGGUUGGCGUAAUACCAAAGAUGAACAAUUAUUAAAGGCAUUGGCCGAUGCCUGUGCUUUUGAUCGUGGCGAACAAAUGCGUCAAUUGACAAACACUUCACAGUCUGCACAAAGUGUUCAAAUGCCAUCGGCUGAUAGUUCACCCUCCAGUCCAGAUGGUAGCCAUGAAGAAGUGGCUCUCGACGAAGUGAGAAAAGUUUUAAUUGUUGAUGCUCGCAGCUAUACAUCUGCUGUGACAAAUCGUGCCCGUGGUGGUGGUUGCGAGUGUAUUGAAUAUUAUCCUUGUGCAGAAAUUGAAUUCAUGAAUCUAGGCAACAUUCAUGUUAUACGCAAAAGUUUUCAUGCUUUACGACAGUUAUGUGCCUCACCACCAGAUGUACCAAAUUGGUUGGGUCUAUUGGAGAAGACAAUGUGGCUACAGCAUCUUUCUGGUCUUUUGGCAGCUUCUAUGACAGUGUGUCAUGCGAUUGAAAAGAAAGGACGUCCAGUAUUAGUGCACUGCUCGGAUGGCUGGGAUCGUACACCACAAAUAGUGGCCACAGCACAAUUGUGUUUGGAUCCCUAUUAUCGUACUGUAGAGGGAUUUCGUGUUUUAGUAGAACGCGAAUGGCUUAGUUAUGGCCACAAAUUUGCCGAUCGCUGCGGCCAUGGACCGGGAUCCGAUGAACUCAAUGAACGCUGCCCUGUAUUUUUACAAUGGCUGGACUUAGUUCAUCAAAUACACAAACAAUUUCGCUGCAGUUUUGAGUUUAGCAUGGGUUACUUGAUUAAAUUGGCACAACAUUCACAUUCUGGUUUAUUUGGCAAUUUCUUAUGCAAUACUUUAAAAGAACGUUUGGAAAAUUCUGUUUUUGAAAGAACCUUUUCGGUAUGGUCAUUCUUAUCUGGUCCCAUGUAUCGUAAUCCUUUAUAUAAACCAAACAAAGAUAAAGUUUUAUGGCCGGCACAUAAUGUACGAGAUUUAUCUUUGUGGACUGAAGUUUAUUUGGGUAGUUUGGGUGGUAAUCAACAGAAUUGUAUUGAUUUUCCAGCGUAUAUAAAUGAAAGUUUAAUGGGUUCUAUAAGUUCCAUGUCUAAGACAAGAUCUUAUGGUGAUUUAAUAACCGCUGGUUUUAUACAGAAUAGUAUUUCAAGACGUUCUAGUGAUCCAAAUAUGACUGUUGAUCCAAAUCUAACAAUCGGUUCAAAUUCUGAAAAUAAUUCUAUAGCCGAUUUGCAAUCAGACGAACGUGAAGAAUCACCCGAUUUAUUAGCGAAUUUCAUACACGAUACGACAAGAAAACUAGAAAAUCUCACAAACGAAUUAAACAAUCAUGACAAUGAUGACUUUAAAAUUGCAUCAAAACACAUUGAAAUCAAUCGAAAAGAGCCGUCAAUUGGUUGCGAAACAACAGACAGUAGCAAUGCAACAGAGGAAUUGGAUACUAGCAAUUAUACAAAGGAACUAAAUGGCAUCUCCAAUACAUCAUCAGUAGUAAAUGAAACAACAGACUGUAAUUAUACUACAAAACUGCAACGGUUAACAACACCACAACCACCCACAACAAUUCACAUAAGGCAAACAACUCCGACAACAAGUAAAAAUUUAAAAGAGGUACCACAUGACUUUCCUAAAUCCUUAGAAAAUGGUCAUAAUGGUAUAGAACAUAGUAGUAAAGGUAUAACUAUAGAAAAACAUUCAUCGUUAAGUUUAAAUUUAAUGCAAAGUGUAGAACUGGAAGAGCCUUUAAGUAGUAAUCAGGAAACAUCCUGCAAUGGUGGUUCCACAUCAACAAAUGGUAACACAGAUGCCACACAAAGUAUGUGGCAUGGUUCUGUUAAUACCAGCACUGAUACUCUGGUGCCUUUGGUGGAAACCAAAUCACAAAAUGGCAGUGCUACUAUUACACCCCUGACUGCAAAUGAAUCAAUCAGUACUGACUGCACAGAUGCUGGCGAAUGUUUACAGAAGCACUCCGAUACCACAGCUGCCUCUACAUCUACUUCUUCUUCAGUGAAUACUCAAAAACAGCAAACAGCCGAACAAUUUAUUGCAGAUAAAUGUAAAAUCGCUAGUGUUAGCACAAAUUAUAAUAUAUUGCCAAAAGUACAUACGUCAACGCCCAGUAGCAGUAACAUUACUACAGUGAAACCAAAUCAAUUGUCCACCAAUGGUAGCAGUCUUAGUGCUGCACCAUCUAUAUCAUCCCUAACGACGACAUCAACAGCAGCAUUUGCCGAAACAAGCAAUAAUACAAUUCAAAAUAAUCUCACAAAUACAAACAGCAAUAAUGACAAUAAAAUUGCAUCCUUAACGCUGAACAGCGGCAGCGGUGGUGAUAAUGUAACAACAGCGUCUAACACAACCGUUGGCAUGGAGGAGAGCAUACUCAUAUUACCUGAACAUCAAAAAUUAGAAAUUUCAUUUAGUGGUAAGUGCGAAAUGAUUACCGCUAAUGUAACUACCUCGUCAGGUUCCAAUAUGACUCCAAAUCAUUCAUUAUAUUCAACAACAACUACAGCGUCAACAGCUGCAUUGGAUACACCAACAACCCUAAAUGUGUCACCAUUUGUAUCUGCUGCCGCCACCACAACAUCUUCAGCCGCUGCCACUACAGCCAUGUCUAGCCAAAGACGGAGACGUACCUCUUCGUCGAAUUCAAAACGUGAUGCUUUUGGUGUCGCUGCAAAACAAAUAAACAGCAGUUAUCUGUCCCGUUUUUCAUUGCCUGGUGGUGUACGUUCGUUACCCAUGACACCACCGGGUUUGACUGAACGACCACAAGUUACUAUUUCCUGCCCCGAUGGUCUCGCUCAUGCUUUAAGCGAAGAAAACAUAAGACUUCAACAAAUUGUGCAUGAACAUAAGUUACGCGAAGAUGUAUUACUACGUGAAAUUCAUGACAUGCGAAUGGCUCUCUUAAAGAAAAUAUGCCCCAAUUGUAAUAAUGCCAAUGCAAACGCAACCAAUGAUGAACAGACAAAUCAACAUGACUUUUCAACAACAUGUUGCCAUCAACACAGUAGACAAAGAUUUCAUCAUCAUUCAAAUCAUAUGUAUCGUUAUUGUUGUCAAUAUCAUAGAAAACGACGUCAACGAUAUUGCAGUCAACGAUCAUAUGAUCAUGAAACCGAUAAUGAUAACGACGAUGACGACCUUAAUAAUGAUGGUGAUGAUGAUUAUGCCGAUAGUGAUGAUAAUAGUUCGGUAUCUGCGUGUUCUGCGCUGGAUAAUGUUGAAAAUGCUUCAAUUUGCUCUUGGGAAGCUGUUGAAGAUCGCAGUACUAGCGGUCCCUCGUCCUGCACUACUACUAGUUCCUCCAUACAACCAAAUGCUACAAGUGUUUUAUGGGUGCCCGAUCAUGCCGUUUCACGUUGCACCAGUUGUCAAACUGAAUUUUGGCUCGGCCGAAGAAAACAUCAUUGCCGAUCAUGUGGUCAAAUAUUUUGUGCUGAUUGCUCAGAAUUCUGGGCACCAUUGCCAGAUAUCAAACUAUUUAGUCCAGCGAGAUUAUGUGGACCAUGUUAUCAUUCGGUAACAACACGCAUGCAGCAAGUAAAUAAUCAAUUGCAAAACAGUACGCUAAUGCACUUGCAACAGAGUGCCACAAAACCAGCAGCAACAUCAAAAGCCUGAAAUGAUACAAUGACAAAGGCGGCAGCAGCAGCAGCAGCAGCAGUAGAAGAAAUGGAAACAGAGAUAGCAGCAGCAUCGUCAUCAUUAUUGUUAUGCCAACAAAAUACAAAAACAACAAACACAACUAUUACCACUACUGCAUAAUUACAUAAAUAAUUAUUAUUAUUAUUAUUAUUUUGGAUUUAUGCAAAUUAUGUAUGUAUUUAUAAUAUGUUAAUUAAUUAAUUAAUUGUUUUUAAAAUGAAAAUACAUUUAAUGUAAAGAAAGAAAAAACAUUAUUAAUUAACAACUAAAAAGUUAACAACUGACUGACAAACAUACAAAACAAAAACAAACAAACCGACCCAAAAACACUCUAUAUCAUUAUGGACUAGAUUUCCAGUAGAAACAACAUCUGCUAGCAAAGCUACACAAAGCGAACUUCAAACAAAAUGCUACCGGGAAAGAAUACUAAGGAGCCAGAGUAAGAGCAAUUACAACUGAGCCACAAGCCUUAAACAAAUUCACAUUUUAGCUUAAUUAUUUUACGUUUAUUAGCUCAAAAUUUAAAUUUUUAUUUUGUUUUUCUAAAUUAUAUUUUAUUUUAAUUUUAUUAAUAUUAAGCUUAAAUAUUAAGCUUAUUAAUAUUAAGCUUAAAUAUGCUAUUUUUAUAUGUAUUUUGAAUUGAAUCAUUGGCAACUUUAAACAUAAGGAGCGGUUUUCAAUCAGUUAUUUUUAGAUACACAACACGAAUAUUAACGAAAUUUACAAAAAAAGGUUAUUGCGUUUCUAGAAAAAAGAAACAAUUUAUAGUUUUUUAGUUUUUAAUAAAGAUAUAUCGUGAGUGUCGACCAAUGAAAGAAAGAUUACGAUGUCAUCUAUACAUCUCUUUUCAGAGUAGCAUGAAUAAUGAAGGUUUUUUUUAGGAACAAAGUUUGUACAACUACAAUUGAAACCCAUUUUUUUGGCACAUUUUAUGAAUUUAAUUCAGGAUGAUAAUCAAAAUGCCGAUUCUGAAACAUGCUUAUUGAUAUGAAUAAAAAACACUUACGUUUUUACUUACGUUUCAUAAGCAUCAUAUCUCAAAGCGACGAAGUCAAUUAUACGCUGAAAAGAAAUUCAAUGCUUUUGGACCUGCUGUAGAAAUAAGAUCUAUAUAUAGCUACGGUCUAGCAGACACUUUCUGUUUAAGAUUUAAUGAAAUUUUAACUAGAUUUUGUCGGUUCUAGUAUUCUGCAUUUGGGUGAAAUGUUGCCGAACGUCUAUAACGUCAAUUCUAUAAAGGUAUAGGAAUUGAUCAUGGUAUUUUAAAAGGAAACAACUUUAGAACAAACCUAAAACCUCAUCUCUCUUACGUGAACUGUUUUCGGCCUGAGUCAUUUCAAUUCAUACGAUAAUAGCGAUAUUUUAGAAUAUCAUUAAUUGAAUACUUUUCGGACUUGAGUUCGAGUCUCAUUUAGAAUGUUUUGUUUUAAUUUAACUCAAGUGAAUUUAUUAUUUAUACUAAAAUUCUAUAUACUAUGUUCACACGACAAAAUUAUUGGUAAUCCACCUGCUUAUUCGUUAUUAAAUACCCAAUUAUGAACCGCCUAACAAAAUUUCAAAUGCGAAUUAUUCGAUGUUUGAAAUACCUUACGAAUUGCAAACGAAUGAGUGACUUCUCGAGUUUUUACUGAACAUUUGUCAUAAUCAGCUGAUUUGUUUAAAUUUGUGGGAAGACAUAAAAAAUAAACAUUAUGCAUUUCGAUUACGUUUUCACAUACAGUUACGCAACGAUCGAAAACAGUUCCAACAACAGAAUUGUAAGAUUCCGAUUCUGAGUAAUCUGCAAUACGAUUGUAACAUUUUUGUAACAGCUUGAUUACAAUUAGAACCGCUGUCGACAAACCACAUAAAAAGGUGUAGCGACGAAUUAUAACUAAGUGACAGGUUGACAGAUCACAUUUUUGUUGUUGUUUUUUUAGUGAAAUGCCGAAUAUCAAAAAUGUUGCAAAACAAAAAAAAUUCCAAUCGAAUUAAAAUACGGAAAAGUGGAAUACGCAAGAAUGCCAACAAACACCAAAGCAAUCAAUGAAAAAACAACAUGACGAUGAACUGGCAUCUCAAAUUACGAAAGUCUCGUGAAAACGGGUUAAUUCGAAAUACUAAUUAAAAGCGUAAACUACAUAAUUUAAUUUCGCUUGAGAAAAAAUAUAGUACAACCACACUCUUGGUGAAUAAUGGCAAACAAUCGAUUCCUUCUAACUUGAAAUAAACAUUUGAAUUUUUAGGUGAACAUUCCUGUUCAUUCACAGUAGCUGAUUUUGCUCAGCAGUGGGAUUUUAUUCAUGUAUAAAAAUGGCGAACAAAUGAAGAAAAAAAAAAACACAUUUCAGGUGAAAUUUUGAUUCGCAAAUGCUUUAUGAGAAUAUAAUAGACAUACGGAGUGUGUGUGUCCCAAAGCAAGUGAAAUCAAAACGUUUAAUUUCACUAUUUGCCCCUAAAAGAUGGAUGAAGCCAUUAACAAUUCAUCUAAGAAUUACCAAUCCUUUGUAAAUGAUAUGGAAACUUCCUUAACUCGUAUCGUAUUCGUGAUCAAGUGAAAUUUAUUAAACUUUUUAUGUGCAAGGAAUAUGAAUUACAAAAGGAAUCUAUUGUUUGAAAAAGAUAAGCGGAUGUAUUUCAGCUAAAUCCCAAGACGGUUGGAAUCUCAAUUCGCCUUUAAAGCGACUUGAGUCGUCAAAGAUUGUGAACUCGAUGAGAACUAUAUUAACCGAAAGUUUUUUUCGUUAGGAAAGUUAUAACAACGAAUUACAUACCAUACGAUAUUACUCCGAAAUCAGAAGCUAAAGAAUGAUCAAUCAAAGCAUCGUAUUUAGAGCCAAAGAACUGGUUACUGGGAAACUCAGAUUUUAAUUUAAUUUUUAACAUUCUUAACACUUCAAAAUAGAC